AUGAUGGUGUUCUGUUCGCUAGUCGAGUAUGCGGCGGUGGGCUACAUCAAUAAGCGAAUGAAAUUGCAAGAGAAAAAGAAGGAAGACAAAGCUACCGUUGGGGUAACAUCACCAGUUGAACCGCCGCCGUCACGAACCGUCUCCAUGCCGGCCUAUUUCAAUCGAGGCUAUCGGCCAUUUUACUCGUCAACGGAUACUAACUCGAAUCUGUACAUUCCCGAAGGACAACGACCUCCACUUACUCUGCAGGAGUUGGACUGCCAAUGUCCUUUACCGCCCACAGAAGAAUCAUGCCUAAGUCGCGGUUCGGGAACCUCAACGUUGACGAUGCUGAAACCGAUACGGGCACGUCGACGGUUCACAUGGAAGUGCCUUCUUCGACCAUCGAACAUAGACAAAUAUUCUCGGGAAUACCCAUAUAGACCUGGUGUAACUGUCACACAUUCUAUGACACUAAGCACUAAACUAACAUUUCUUUUUGAGAUUUCCUCGGAGGAAAUCGAUAAAUCGAUAUUUCCUCGAGCUUAUCUAUAUAUUUCAGAUGGUUAUACAAUGGCUGAUAUUGACUACUUCUGGGGACGACAACGAUCUGAUCCACGGCAAAGUGCGGUCGUAUUCGGCAAUUUUAUGCUACCACAAUUCAAGCAGACUUGUUAUCAUGUAAAUUACACACAAGCAACCACAUCAUCAGGGUCGUAUAGGCGUUUAUACUUUGAAAUUCUUCUCGUCAGAAAUAUGGGUUUCUAUUCAAUGAAUAUUGUCAUUCCUUCUAUGCUCAUCGUUACUAUUUCAUGGGUAUCUUUUUGGUUGAAUCGGGAAGCGUCACCGGCUCGUGUCGGCCUUGGUGUCACCACUGUGCUCACAAUGACCACUCUCAUCACCACAACUAAUAACUCCAUGCCAAAAGUCAGCUACAUCAAAGGAUUGGAUGUCUUUCUGAAUUUUUGUUUCGUGAUGGUUUUCGCCUCAUUGGUCGAAUAUGCUGUCGUAUCGUAUAUGAACAAACGAAUUGCUCUUCGACGAGAAAAACGACGGCGUCAAGCCGAACAACAACAACGAAAUGAAGUGCCGAUGUUUAGCAAUCCUGUUACACCUAAACAACCCAACAACAACGUAAGCCUUAUCCUGGCUUUCAUUUUUAAUGCUUUCCAAGUCUACGAGAUGGCGAUGAUAUCGCAGAAUUCGACACCGGCGAAGACUUUCGUUCCGCAUAGUCAGUUGAUGGAGAUUCCUGUGGAUUGCGAUUGUCGAACGAUUCCGCUUAUACAACAUCCUCGACUUGUCGCAGAUGGUACACACACAAUGUGGCCGGCACCGUUUGGAAAACCGAAAAAGGCUUCCAAAACUUGUCGGAAUGUGACGCCAGCAAAAAUCGACAAGUGCAGUCGAUACCUCUUUCCAUUGCUCUUCUCCGCAUUCAACGAUGGUUAUUCCACGGCAGCCAUUGAGUAUCAUUGGUGUGGAGCAGCAAAUCCAAACUGUGAAACGGCAGUGGUCGCCGAUGAUGUCGAACUGCCUUCGUACCGGUUCGCCAAGGUAUGCAUCGACAGGACCAUGGCCACCACCGCUUCAGGCUCCUAUUCCCGACUCCUGCUCCUUUUUAUUUUCGAUCGAGAAAGUGGCUUCUAUAUGCUGCAGAUUUUUGUACCGGCUGCGCUAGUCGUGGUUAUUUCAUGGGUCUCCUUUUGGAUUUCACGUGAUUCGGCUCCGUCAAGGACGAUCAUCGGUGUGAUGACCGUGCUCACAGAGACACAUCUAAUGACUGGAACGAAUCGACGAUUACCACCGGUGGCCUAUGUGAAAGCUGUCGAUGUUUACCUGGGUUUCUGCUAUCUACUGGUCGUACUAGCACUGAUCGAAUAUGCCUGUGUAGCCUACUCUAAGAAAAAGAAUGAUGAUCGACGCCGGCGAGAGAAAAAAAGCGAGCACAAACCGACUCCGCCAACUCCUGACUUAUUGAACGAUGCUCGUCUGGCUGAAUGCACGUGCAACGCAGCACCUACGUCGAUCAUUGCCGUCAUCAAGCAGCCAAAUCGCUUCUGUAUCCGCCAUUCACAUAUCGACAUCGCCAGCCGUGUCGUCUUCCCGUGUACUGUACGUUCGUUUCAAGAACCUUGCAUAAUACAACUAUUUAGGUCAUAUAAAGCAAGACCUCGCACUAGAGGGGGAGGGCCAUGA
This is a messenger RNA of Haemonchus placei, 2178 nucleotides long. The record is from the annotation of a GenBank genome assembly. NCBI's taxonomy places the organism in Eukaryota, Metazoa, Nematoda, Chromadorea, Rhabditida, Trichostrongylidae.